UGUGACAAUGGUCCACGUCUUCUUCCAGGACAUGAUCAUCACAGUCAACAAUCACAGGCAUAGCUGGGUGAAUGGAAAGAAGGUCUCCUAUCCCAUCAUGCCUAAAGACGGGGUGUCAGUCUCAUACACAAAUGAGGCUGUGAUCGUUGAGAAAAUGUCUGCCAUGAGACUGACUUACACUCACACUGAAGGGAUUGUGCUAUCCAUUAGCAGAGGCCUGACAGACAAAGUUUGUGGUGCUUGUGGCAACUUUAAUGAAGUCACUGCAGAUGAUAUAACAACUUCUGAUGGGAGAAACUCCUCUAUAAUGUCUGUGGUUAUAUCAUCCUGGCCGGCUCAAGACUUCUUUACAUGUGUGUAACAAACCUG
Molecule: messenger RNA, 369 nt
Organism: Sinocyclocheilus anshuiensis
Lineage: Eukaryota; Metazoa; Chordata; Actinopteri; Cypriniformes; Cyprinidae
Product: IgGFc-binding protein-like
Exons: 3
Coding region: 8-361 (117 amino acids)
Cellular component (GO): extracellular matrix
Source: RefSeq, a predicted model, not a curated record